Messenger RNA from Symbiodinium natans, 16962 nucleotides. Lineage: Eukaryota; Dinophyceae; Suessiales; Symbiodiniaceae. The record is from the annotation of a GenBank genome assembly.
AUGCCUACCCAGAGGCUCGAUGCUAAUCGGCAGUGCGUCACUAGCAACAUCUUCCAUGUGGUUUGUGCAUAUUGGCCUGCUGCAACCUGGCAGGCCCACAAGCGCCGGCUCGAUGCCGAGGUCAACUGCACUGGGACCAAGCUGCUUCUUCGACCACGAGUGCACCACAGCUCCGUGCAGAGGCCCUCGGCCCUCGCCACGCUCCUUGAUCCCCUGAAAUCCCAGGUCCCGUCGCCUUGCCAGGCGCCUAGAGGUCUUGCAAACAGCUCGUGGCUGUUUCUCAGCCACCUGGGCCUCAGCAUGGUCCAGCUGGAUUGCACAAAAGACGCCGCGCUUGUGGCCAAGCAGCUCGAGAGUGAGCACGCCGGUGAUCUCGAAUUUGUCGAGCUUGACCAGCGGAACCUGUUUAAGAUGGAGAGCUCGCAGAUUCAAGACCCGCACUGGUCAAGGCAAUGGGGCUUCCGCCGGAGCGGUUUCGAAUCCGCCUGGGGCCGCCUCGAGUCGCUGCAAGUCGACCCAGUGCCGGUCAUCGUUGCCGUGCUAGAUACGGGGAUCCAGCUCAAUCACGAGGACCUACAGGGUCGCCUGUGGCAGAACGAGGGCGAGAUUCCAAACAACGGCAUCGACGACGAUGGCAACGGUCUCGUGGACGACGUGCAUGGCUACGACUUCGCCGAUGAGGACGGCGACCCGUCAGAUGACGAUGGCCAUGGAACGCACUGCGCAGGCGUCAUUGCUGCCGUCCGGAAUGCUGUCGGCGUGGUGGGCGCUGCCGGUGGCAAUCCUGCCAUACGCAUCAUGGCCCUGCGGUUCCUGAGCCGUGAUGGGGGCCGGACGAGCGAUGCUGUCCUGGCGCUGAAUUACGCGAUUUCCAUGGGCGCCACCAUCUCCUCCAACAGCUGGGGUGGCAACUCCCACAGCCUUGCGCUACAGGCGGCGGUUCAGAGUGCGAAGGAAUCGGGUCACCUAUUUGUGGCUGCGGCGGGGAAUUUGGGGAGAAGUAACGACCUUAUCCCGACCUACCCCUGCAACUACGAACCUGCCCUCUGUGUGGCUGCGACGACACCCACGGACCAACUGGCCGAUUACAGCAACUAUGGAGUGGGCUCGGUGCAGAUCGCGGCCCCAGGCACCGAUAUUUUCAGCACGCACCUCGGAUCUGCAAGCUACAUGUCCCUCAGCGGCACCUCCAUGGCUACGCCCCUUGUUGCUGGAGCCACCGCCCUGGUCUGGAGUUGGAUGGGCCAAAGUUUCGUCAACGACCUGGACGAUCUGGAGUCCAUCGUCCUUGAGUCUGCAGAGCCUCGGCAUGCACUUUGCCGGUUGCUCCCCUUCUCUGAGCGGGUGCCAUGGCUGGACGGCUUUGUGUCCUCAGGGCUCCUGGACGUGGGGGCCAUGGUCUCCAAAGCCGAGUCAAGGAAUUGGAUCCGGCUGCAGGACCCUGCAGACGGCUGGAGAGAUCCGACAGGGACAUCAGCUCGGGUCCAUAUACCUGCCAACAGCGCCGUGCCCUUGGGGGUGGAGAUUGGCCAUGAGUUCCUGGGAGUUGGAGUCUACCAGGCCGAGAUCAAAAUCGACUGGGGGGAGGGCAAGAAGGGCUGCGAUGAGACGGUGCCGGUGCAGUAUGAGAUACUUGGGACGCCGUACCUGCCUGCAACCAUCUUUGCCGGCACGCUUCACUUCGGGACUGUCCCUGUCGGAGGAGAGGGCCGACGCACAGUGAGGAUUUGGAACUUUGGCAACGGUACCGCCCGAGCACAAGUCCUGCCCCUCACGGUGCCUUUCGCUGGGCCCAGUGUCGAGGUGUCUGUUGAGCCUCACCAGUCGGCAGACGUCGUCAUCUCUUGCCGCCCUCGAAGCACGGGUUCCUACACCGGCACAGUGGAGUUCAAAACGAACUCCGGUCUUUCUGCGUUCGAUGCUGUGGCGGUGGAUGCACUUGAGCGUGGGCAAGGCUUUACCAUGCCGCUCGACUGCGAAGGAAGCGAGGCUCCGCACAUGGAGCUCGAUGCCUUCAGUGGGGUUGUGCUACUACGACCGGGCGAGCUUCCAUUCCAUGUCUCGCCCAGCGUGCCUGCGGAGUGGGAGUCCGACAUCCUGGACCCAGAGGCUCCGGAGUGCAACAUCACUGCAGUCUUGGCGGCAGCUUCUGCUGCAAACGAGCAAGGAUGCCACCCUCAUGAUUCCUCCGUGGCGGGCAAGGUUGUGGUCGUUGCUCGCGGGGGCUGCACUUUUCAGCAGAAGGCUGAGAUGAUCCAGGAAGCGGGGGGAGUCGGAGCUCUCUUCUACGACACGUUCUCGACGACCACACUGCGGAUGAUGGCCACAGCGGACGCCACAGCUGCACCGGCAUUGCCAGCCUUUAUGGUGUCUCGCACACAAGGCUUGUCCUUGCGAGAUCGUGCGCGGUCCGGCGAGGAGAUGUUGGUAGCACUCAUCCGGCGUCCGGUGGUGCUCCACACGCAUCUGCCUGAAAUCGGUUCCCCAAGGGCGUCUGGCAGCGUAGGGAUCCAGAACGUCGGGGGUGGCCCUCUGCAUUGGAGAGUGGAGGUCAACAUGCUGAAUUUCGAUGAGCAUGGCUUCUAUUCCGCGGUGUACACCGGCGCCACCAACAAUAGCGGAGGCGCCGGCCUUGCGCCCCUGCCACCCGCGCCGGCCUUCGCAUGGACGUCCAAUGCAGUGCUUCAAGAAGUGCCGAGCUUCCAGGGAAAGGACAUGGAUGACAACGCCGCAGCCAUGACCCUGCCGUUGAAGAUGUCUUUCUACGGUGACCUGGCACAGGAUGUGCAGCUGUCAUCCAACGGCCUGAUCGCAAUCUCCCCAGACUCGACGACUUAUGAGCCGGGCAGGGACUACUGGGGCUACCUCCCCUCCGUCAGCAAGCCCAAUGGAAUUGUUGCAGCCUACUGGGACGACCUCUGGUGCCGGCCAGCCCGCGGCUGUCGGCUGCUCACCGGCCAGCACUUGGCGCAUGCGCCCAUCGUCUCGCGGCACUGCGGCACGGGAAACGCCUCCAUCAUCCAGUUUUCGCAGUUUGAGCACCGCUACGACGCCAGUAUUGUGGCCUCUGUGGAGGUGAAACUCUAUGAAGACGGUUGCAUCGAGCUGCAGUACCAACAUUGGCCCUCGCGCAGUAAGCGCUUGAAUGCGAAGAUGGGCGUCGAGUCCAGGAACGGGGCCAGCGGCGUGAAUCACGUUGCGACGCUCCCAUUCGACUUCGGGCUUCCCUUCGGCGUGAUGUUGGUUCCCUUCCUUGCCUCGGACUCAACGACGAGUGGUGAAGUGGCGAGUGGAAGCGCAUCCAGGUACGACUUCCACAUGGAAGGCCACCGGACACAGCAAGGUUGGCUCACCUUCCGGGCGUGGGACGGGACCCACCACUGGCAGUCCGAUCGUGUGGUGCGGGUAGUCCAGCGCGUCUUCAGCUAUGCGUGGCAUGAGGGCGCAUGGGGUCCUUGCCGUCGACCCACUUGCAGCGCCUCCUCCACGGGUAGCCAGGAGCGCCACGUGGAGUGCAGGGGCUCAGACGGCAAGACCUAUCAUGAUGACAACUGCGCCGGCCCCCCGAGAUGCAGCGACCAUCCGUCGGGUUGGAUUGACACUUGGGGUGACACGUGCGCCGUCUACGCGAACAACCUGUACUGCACGCCCACAGGUCAGCCUGGUCCUGGCUGGCAAUGGUUUUGGGGGAACUUUGGGGACUACAGGAAUCAUGGCCACACUGCGGACACGGCCUGUUGCGCCUGCGGCGGUGGCGUGCUUGCUGUCGCAACACCAGAGACGUCCAUGACCUGCUCGAAUCCCACGGAGGGUCCUGAUGAAGAUGGCGACGGAGUGGACGACUGUGCUCCUUCACCCACCGUCGCGCCACCCGUGCCACCAACUGAGACUUCCACCGCAACCACAUCCCAAACCACCACUCCAUCCACGACCACGAAUCGCCCCACCUCCGAGACAUCUACAUCCAUGGAGACCUCACAGACACCAACAGAAACUUCCACGCUUUCGACAGAGCGAACCACGACGUCACCUAAGGUCGAUGUUAGCCCUCCGGAAACACAGACACAAACAGAAACCUCCACUUCUUUCAUUCCUGACGUGCCCGAGACAGCAACCACAACUGCUACACAGACUGGAACCUCAAUGGCGAUGGCCUCAACGAGCCGAAGCACAAGUGCCUCCUCCUCCCAGCUUUCCUCCUCUACGCUCUUGUCGUCUACUUCCACGUCGCCUUCCACCACCGCAAGCACUUCUUCCAGCCACGCUUGGGCAGCUUCAGGAACAUUCACAACAACCGCUGCGACCACAGCAGCCUCCACCACCGAGACGGCAAGCACAGCCAGCAGCACAUCUUCGAGGACGGCUACCACGACUGCAUCGGCAACGACGACAAGGUCCACACUUACAGCAACUACUACGCGCACCAGCAGCAGCAUAAGCAGCUCAGUCACCAGCUUGUCAAGUAGCAGCACGAAGACGUUGACUUCAACAGAAACUCAGUCGACCACAGCCACUGCCACUGUCUCAAGCACAUCGGUGUCCAUCUCCUCCACAACAUCUAGGACACAUUCAACUUCCGUGACAUCCUCACGGACCAGCUCAUCGGUGUCCAGCACAACUGUGUCCGGCACGUCGACCGGUACAGAGACUGGCACUUCAACAUCCACCAGCACAGUGUCAGACACAUCUACGCUCACGAGGUCUCAGACGUCGAGUAGCAGCCACACAAGCAGCACAAGCAGCACAAGCAGCACAUCCAGCAGCAGUGCGACGUCAACGCAUUCCUCGACAACUUCCCUCAGCACAAGCUGGACGGCCACAAGCUCAUCUUCAACAUCAUCGAGCACCACCGGGUCGACAACAACUUCGGGGUCCACUUCCAGCUCGCCUACUUCAACGGCCACCAUCACAAGUACAACGGCAAGCUUCACAACCACCCGCACUACAAUCACUGCAACGACUACCUCCAGCAGCAGCUCCUCAAGCAGCAGCAUCUCGAGCAGUAGUUCCUCCAGCAGCAGCUCCUCCAGCAGCAGCUCUUCCAGCAGCAGCAUCUCAAGCACUUCUCCCACGACAUCGACAACACUCAGCGGGACGACGACAACUUGGUCUUCAAGCAGCAGUACCACCACAGAGAGCAGUUCCUUGACGUCCACCACCCACAGCUCCACCAGCACGAUCACCAGCUCAAGCACCUCAGAGUCCAGUACCUCCAGCAGCUCUUCCUCCACUUCGAGCUCGAGCGUCAGCACCAGCUCCACUUCGUCGAGCACACAGAGCACAACCCGUACGGCGACGGCCACAAAAACGACAACAGGCACUGGCAGCACUUCGACCACCACGGAAAGUACAAGCACUAGUAGCAGCUCCAGCACCACUAGCACUGUGACAUCAACCCGCACUAGCACGACAACUUCCAGCACUACCUCCACUUCCACAUCUUCCAGCAUAUCAUCCAGCUCUUCCUCCAGCUCCACGUCUUCUACGUCGAAGACAUCCACUACAACAGUCAGCCAAACACAGACGCCCACCACCUCGCGUACAGAGUCCACCUCCAGCUCCACAUCUACAACAUCUUCCACAACGUCGCAGACAUCCACGACAACCUCGAGUUCUCCUACGACAACAACCACCCAUACCACACAAACGACGAGCUCUUCCACAUACACUUCAACGAGCAGGACAUCCAGCACCACUUCCAGCACGAACACUUUCACCACGAGCACCACUUCCAGCUCUUUCACGACUUCCCAGACCACUACGGUAAGCAGCACAAAGACGGCAACUGCCAGCUCUACCACAUCUGUCUCCACCACCAGCACUUCCCGGACUUCCACAUCCGUGACGUCCACCACCUCCACAUCUUACACAUCCACGAGUACUAUCAGCACCACAACCACAACAACCACACGAAGCAGCACCUCGGAAACUUCAACAGUGACGUCUACGACAACUUCAACGCACACCAGCACAGCCACAACAAAAACGACGACGACGUCGGAAACCCGCACAGUGACCUCCACAACUUCCUCUACUACAUCCAGAACCUACACUACGCACACCAGCUCUAGCAGCACGAUAAGUUCCGUCACGACGACAUCGCGCACUGCCACCACCACAUCGAAGACACAAACAUCCUCCACGGUCAGCUUCACAUCCACCACCGCAAGCAGCACAAGGACCUCAACGUCGGCCACGGCAACUUCGACCACCGCGUCCAGCACCAGCUGGACUUCCUCCACACGGACGCUAACAUCAACGACGGUGACAACACAGACCAUUACCAGGAACGCGCCCCCGGUGAUGGUGAUGAGCGAGCCGGAGCCUGUGCAAACGAUCGAGACUACCCUAUUGGUUGUUGGGGCGAACAGCACCUCGCCGAGCUUCGAGUCCUCACUUGUGUCCUCCAUCUCCUCCCUCCUGGGUGUGGACCCUCGACGUGUCAGCAUCACAGGCUCGACCAUGACCUGGGCAGCCCUCGUGGAGAAUGGUGUCCCUGACAAUGGAGGUGGUCGGCGCCUGCCAGCGCGGGACCUCUCCAUCCUGGAGCAAGCCCUGGAGGUGGACUUCCAGGUUGCCAUGCCCGCCGCGACCUCCGAAGUUUCAGCUGCUUCUUCACAGGUGCAAGAGAUGGUGGCCGCGCUGUCUGACAUGAAGGCCAAUCCCAGCGAGCUCCUCCUGGAGCUCGCUGCUAUCCUGCCGAUCGACAACCUGCGCGUUCGCCUCACCACGCCCUUGGUGAGGCAGAAGCAGGCGGUGUUCGUGGCGGAGGAUUGGGGUGCCUGUGCCCGGGGCAUCGCCUGUGUGACCUCGCCCUUCGCUUCGCGCUACCGUCAGGUUUGGUGUGCUGACUCGGACAACGUCUCAAUUGCCUUGCUUUCCGAGCUUUGCUCGGGACCUAUGCCAAGGACGCAGGAGCCUUGCCCAGCUCAGCUCGUGCCACCGGCCUGCGGGUGGAUUGUUGGCAGCUGGUCUCCUUGCCUCUCCGUGCCGCCAUCUGGCCCGGUGACGGCCAAUAUGACUGAGAUGUGCAAUGCUACCGGGAUGGGCAAGCAGUACAGGGCCGUGACGUGCUUGGCUUCGGGCAGUGUGCCCGAAACCGACGAAUGUGAGCUGCCAAGACCCACCACGGAUCGUUCCUGCCGUUGCAUCUCGAGCCAGGUGUCCUUAUUCACACAGCUGGACAAGGGCAAUGGGGAGUCCAGUGUGGAGGUGGCCAGCGCGAGUGUAAUGUUGGUUUCCGUGCUGGGAACCUGCAUCCUGUGCACCUGCAUCUCCUUCGGCUGCUUCGCAUUGACCACUCGGAGGCCCUCAAAAGUGACCAAAGCCCUGAAAGCUGAUGCCCUGACGUUCGACAACCACUUGACCGGCAAGGAGAAGCAGUACAAGCAGCGGGUCGCGCCUGCAACCGACGUGCAUCAGGACGUCACCGUUUGCAUUGCCAACGCCCGGCAGAAUGCCCGCAACCUGGAAGAUGAUCCAGACACGACGUCUACGGCCAGUGUCGCAGAGUCCCCGCUUCCUUCGCCCACUUCUCCCAGCUCCAGGACGUCCCAGAUGGCGCCGCUGGCAUCCCCAUGUUCGGUGGCAUCCGUGGCUUCUCAUCCGGCGCGGAUUUCCCCUCUGCCGUCGCCUUCCACCCUGUCCCUGUCCUCCAUCAGCGCCGUGCUUCAAUCGCCGGCGCACGCAAAUGGCAAUGGCACGCCAGGCCUCCAGCAGACGGGCGAAACCGUGUUCCUGCCACUGAGCUCUCCCAGCAACGGGGCUGGCAGCCCUACUCGGUCACCAAAGCGCCGCCCUACACUGCCCGCCGUUUCUGAGACAGAGGCGCACACGAUGCACACAAGUCCAGGGCCCGCGGUGGACCAUCCGCACGCCCUCGUCGAGGAGUCCAAUGCCGCGCCAUCGCGGCCACGGAGGAAGAAGAACGCCCCACGCCCGCCCACACUGCAGAUGGACCUUUGCGGUCCAGAAGAGGAGCAGGUUGCGGUGCCUUUUGCGUCGCCUUCCAAACGCUCGCCACAGAAAGCUCGAGACGCUCCAGCCGACCGCGGCGACUUCUCACCAGCCUGGUUGCAGCCCCGGGCGGAGCUGAGCUUUCACCAGGCCAGCGGCACCCCGGCGCAGUCCGUGAAAAGUGACCUGGGCUCCGAGAGCCAGGAGCCCGGGGCCAGUUCCGCCGCCUCCGCUGUUUCCACCGGGGACGAGCUGGUCUUAAAUUUCCGCCGGACAAGCCGAAUCCGCUUCUCCUCCCGAGCGCGCCCAUCCUUCCGCCGCCGCCGCCACCUCCCAGGCCUGGCAAAAAGUGAAGUGUACCUCGGCACCGGCACCGACCAUGCAACGUGCUUCCUGGACAGCGCUUUCCCAUCUCCGAAGGAGAUACAGCUGUCAAAUGUUGCAGCGGGCACUUCUUUGGAGGUCGGGCCGGCUCCCGAUCUUCCCGAUGUGGCGAUCGAAGUGGCCAAAGCGAAGAAUCCAGUUGCAGAGUGGCUUGACCUGCCAGAGAUGGGAUACCAACAGUCCCCAUCCGACGGCGCCAUACAGCCCGUGGCUGGGCUAGUGAUGGCAAUUUUCUUUUCGAGGUCCAACUACCCCACCGCUGGCCUGGACGAGAACUACUGCCGCAACCCAGGCGGCGACAGGGAAACGAUCUGGUGCUACACCACCUCGGCCGACACUGAAUGGGAGUACUGCAAUACACUGCCACUGUGGAUCCACCUCAGCGGACCCUGCACUAUGGAAGGCGCAUGCAUCCGCAGUCCCAACUAUCCCUCCAACUAUGAGAACAACCAGAAUUGCGAGUUCGAAGUUGGACUCCGGGGCCACGGCGGGGUGCUUGAUGUCAUUCGCUUCGCCACUGAGGCGGAGUAUGACUACUUCCUCAUGGAUGAGCGUCGGUGGAGCGGGUCACAAGGUCCGGCGGGAGAGCAGGUUGAGGUCGGUUGGAACGUGGAGUGGGUCUCAGAUCGCUCCUACACGAUGUCCGGCUGGGAGAUUUGCCUCCGGCUUCCAGAACAAGCCACAAGUACCACGAUUUCAUCAUCGAGCACAACCAGGACGUUGUCGACUUCAACGACCGCCUCGUCAUCGGUCACGACCAGGACUCGAACCUCUACCACAACCACGGUGAUCUUCCGGCUGCUGGAGGGGGACCUGGUCUUGGCUGUCGGGGAUGCCGCAACUGCCGCAGCUGCCGCCGAGGACCUCGCCACUGCCCCUGGACGGGCGGCACUCGUGGCAGCUUUGGCUGUGACCUUGGGAGUGGCAGAGGAGUACAUAAACCUCUACAGCGUCUCCGUGGGCUCAGCAGGGCGCCGGCUCUCAGGUGCAGUCGCGGGCGCAGUCACGAUCGGCUACGACCUACUGGUUUCCACCACCUCUGGCAUCGAUCACGAGUCGAUCUCCCAGAGCUCUGGCCUCCUCGCAAGCAAUGUCAACCAGGAGCUCUCCAAUCGCGGAGUUGCAGUGGUCGUCACGAGCAUCCAGAAUGUGAAGAUGACAACGACAACAAUAACCACCACGAAGACGACCUUCACGAUCACCACUUCGCGGACGACCAAGACAACAACGGCCUCCACCACGUCACAAACAAGCACCACCACCAAUACUCCCGUCGACUGCGUGCUUGCGGAUUGGUCUGCCUGGGGGAAAUGUGACCGCCCCUGCAACGGCGGAAACCGAACACGGGAGCGCCUGGAGGCUGUGGCUGGGCAAUUCGGGGGCCUGGCAUGUUCCGGGGAGACCCUCCAGAUGUCAGAUUGCAACACAAACCCUUGCUCAGACUGUCUGGCGGGCUACUACUUGGUCUUUGUGUCUGAGAGCGAAACCAACUGCACACCCUGCGAGCGCGGCCGAUAUAAUCCUGACCCGGGAGCUCUUGGACCUGAGGCUUGCACUCCCUGCCCGAUGGGGGAGCAGAGCCAGGAAGGUGCCAGCUUCUGUGAGCCCUGCGCUGAAGGCUCAGCAGCCUCCCCCAUUCUGAGUCAGAGCGCGUCAAGCAGCCUGAGCCAGCUUUCUGGAAGUUUCGUGGCCGGGCAAGACGAAGUGCAGCUUUCCUGCGGCGGGGGCACGUGCUCUGGCAUCCUCUCCUUCAAAGCAGCCUGCACCACACAGAGGCUGGCGCAGUUCUCAGCUGAAACACGAUCGCUGGCUGGUCAGCCCACCCUGCUUGAGCUUACUGUUGGUGGCGGUGCCCCAAUUGCCUGGAGCACAGCGGGCAGCACCACCUGGCAAGAGACGGGGGUGUCAGCCUCCGUGUUGCUGCCAGCGGAGGAGCAAAUGAUUAUUCGGGUAUGGGCAUCGCAGGACGGCUUGGCCAUCCGGUCCCUAACAAUGCACUACUCAAGUGUGGGGAACGAAUGCGGCUUCUUCACAGCGGUCCAAACUUGGACCUGCGCUCUCUGCUCCCCUGGGAGCUAUGCCAACACCACUGGGACGACGGCAUGCCGACGAUGCGAAGCUGGCAGUUACGCGGAUGCCUCUGGGACCUCUGCAUGUCAACGCUGCAAGCCUGGUACCUUCAGCAACACCUCCGGAGCCACGGAUCUGGCCGCCUGCGAACCCUGCCGACCGGGCACCUACGGCAAUGCGAGUGGCGCCAGUGCAUGCGAGGCCUGUGUGGCGGGAAGGUAUCACACGCAAACAUCUGCCACGAGCAGUGACGUUUGCUUGGCAUGCCUUCCUGGAGAGAGCAGCACACCUGGGUCGAGCAGCUGUCAAAGCUGUGCCAGAGGACGCUUUUCCACGCUCGCCGGGGAUGUUUGCAGCCUUUGUGACCCUGGAUUUUUUGCAGAGGCGCCCGGGGCCACGGUCUGUCUUCCCUGUGCGCGGGGGCGAUGGGCCGGGAGCGGAGCCAUAGUUUGCCAAGACUGCGAGGCUGGGAGGUUCUCGCCGCUGCUGGGCACCACGCCGGACAACUGCACCUUGUGCCCGGCUGGCACGUUUGGCACAUCCCCGGGCGCCGACUCGGCGGAAUCUUGUGAGGGCUGCGCGCCUGGCAAUUUCAGCAGUGAAGGCUCCACUGCCUGCGAAACAUGUCCUCUGGGAACAAUCAGCACCGGAAAUGCUUCACAGUGUGACGUUUGCGUGGCUGGCCGCGUGGCGGAAAUCGCAGGGCUGGCGGUCUGCACCCCCUGCGCGGCCGGGCGUUAUGGGCUGCCCGGCCGAAUUCAGGGAGACGUGGGGCUGAAAAAGGAUGAAAAAGGAGCUGGGAGCUACUGGCAGCGAGUCCUGCCUUGCCUGCCCAGCAGGCAGAGCUUCGCCGUCCUUCGGAGCUGGUUCGCCGUUGCGCUGCGCUCCCUGUUUGCCCCUUUGCUGUCAGCGCUUGGACAGUUGGCUGUUGACCACAUGCCGGGUCAGGCGGCCACAGAGGGCCAAGCCACCUGCAGCACCUGCCAAGCGGGCCGAUACAGUGUUCAAACAGACUGCCUGGCAUGCCCCUUGGGGCGCUAUGUGCGCUAUGCGGGGCAGACAGAGUGUCUCCAGUGUGACAAGGGUACCUUCAACGACGAUGCAAGCGCUCCAUCGACAAGCUGCAAGAGCUGCGCGGCCGGAAAGUUUCUGAACCAAGAGGGCGGCACUGCUGCCGCAGAUUGCCAGGACUGCCCUGCGGGAACCUUUGGCUCCACUCCCGGGCAGUCAUUGUGCGAGGUAUGUGCGCCUGGCUCGGUGUCCCGAGCAGAUGGCCGCAGCCAGUGCGAGGAAUGUCCUGCGCUGUCCAACACGCCUCCUGGAGCAUUGGCCUGUUGCCCCAGUUCGGAACCCUGGCUUUGGACAUCAGGAUCACUCUCCCUGGCGCCCGGGAAGAGCAAAGAUGAAGUGUAUCACCUCCCGGAGCUGGCUUCCUGCAGUCUUGCGACGGGGGAGCCGACCCUGAUACCUGCAAGUGGCAAAAACAUUUCCUGGGGCGCUGUCAGCGUCGCCACCCUGGGGCAGAGCGGAAUCCACAGCUGCUUGGACAUUGCCUGCCGUGGCCAAGACCAGGCACACUGCAGCCUCCUCGUUGUGACUGGCGGCAAGCCGAACUUCGGCACCGGCGACUCGCUCACAGUGGAGGCCGAGGUUACCACCUACUACGGCCGGAAGGUUUGCGCAGACCGAGCAGAGGUGACAUUCGAAGGCUUUGGCUGUGCGCCAAACACGCUGCCCUACUUCCUGUUGGCCCUCAGCGUCGUGGUGAGCGCAACCGUGAUUCUUGGGCUCAUUACAGAACUCGUCGGCCACUGCAGAGUCCAGGUGCUGGUGGAGUGCAGCUUCUCCAUGCAACUGCCAGCGAUGUGGGCAGCCCCGCUCUGUCGCCGAGGAGGUCCCAGCCCAGCAGCUGCGCCCGACGCUCCGGAUCUUCCUUGCCUUCCAAGCCAGUCCUCCUCGAGCCUGCGCAGCUCCAAGCGGUCAAGGGUCCUGGGUGCACCGGAGGAUGCUGCUGAGGUUGGCGAAGCAGAGGAAGCACGGCUACCUUCCAUGUCGGACAAGGCUGCCAGCCCCGGGAAGGUGCCGAGCACGGUGGAACAUGGAGAGGAGGGCGAUGGCAUGGAGAUUGUCCUCGAUGAAGCGGAGCCGGUCAUUUCCGACACGCCCGAGCCGGAGAAGCUUCCUGCGGAGAUCGAGCACAGUGCUUCUGGCGUCAGCGUGAAGGAGUGCGAAGUCACGCUAGGUUCGACGGCAGAGUGCCGCGACGGGGCAAUGCCUGAGGAGGAGGAUCACGACAGCCAGAGCCAGUCAUCCAUCAAGUGGCCCACGUUCUCGGCCCUGCGCCAAAACGUCGUGGAGCAGCUCGAGAUCGAGCCUUCUCGCCUACGGCAUUUUGCUGCCUGGACGCAGCAUGACGGCCAAGCGCCCUCGCUGCAAGUCGAGUACGCAGUUCAGAUCCCCAAGGUGGAGGUCGUUGAUUGGCGUCAGCGCAUGGCGUCCUGCCACUGGCACAUGGCCGCCGGAGGGCCCUGGGGGCAGGCCACCGUGCAGCAACAGCCGCCAGCCUUGAUCAAGGCAAAAGGAAGAGCGCCGGGCAUGGAUCUCUUGGAUAUGGUGGAGCGCUGCAGUAACGCCUUGCUAGGCCGGCGUUUCUCCGAGGAAGCCGAAGAGGCCGAGCUCCGCGCCCUUCACCUGGAGGUGGCCCGGAACCUGCUUCGGAAGAUGACAAACCGCACAGCGCGUGUUUUGCUGGGACUGCAAUACCUCUGCAACCUCGUGGCUGCCGCCUACCUGCCAUUCGUGGGCUACCAGCUGAUGACGAGCUGCGAUCAAGGCUUCCCGGGCUUCAUCCACGGCGCUUGGUUGGGGUAUAUGUGUCUUACGAACCUCAUGUCCCUGUCCUUGCUUCGCUUGCUCGGCGGCAAGCGUGCCGGGUCCUUUUGCUACCUGUUCCGCUGGCGGCUGCUCUUCAGGGCGCUUUGCUCCUUCAUCUUGCUCACAGAUACGUACCAGGACGCUACGUUCCCGGUCAUUGCGAACAAAUGCAACUUCGAGCUUUGGUUUGUCUCGGCCUGGCUGGUGGGUCUUGGCGUUGGCCUGAUGCAGGUUGUUGUGCAGCUUCUCGUCCUGCUGGCCAUGGCGGUGAAGUACAAUUGGGCGACCACACCAGAGGAACGAGACCGGCUUCUAGUACAGGGAGCGUUUACCGCUCUUCGUGGCUCCGACAACCUCGUCCUGGUCUACGCCGUGCGACCGGCGGUCGAGGAACGCCUGGGUGGUGCGAGCUCGUGGGCUAUGAAGCUGUCCGAAGCACGCAUCGCAUUCCUGCGGUUCAUCUUCGAAGAUGUUGAGCAGAGCGCGCUGCAAGCUGUGUUCCUGAUCUUCUACGACGAGGCAGCCUUUGCAGACAAGCUCUGGGUGACGACAUCCAUCGCCACAUCGCUCCUGCUCUCCUUCACGAUUGUGGUGCAAUGCAUGCCGGAGGUGAGGGACUGGCUGUGGUACAGGGUCUUCGCCGCCUUUCCGCUCUGCCGGUGGAUACCGCUGCUGCGCGUCCCAUGGUUUGUGCUCACGGUGCUCCUUUACCGCUGCCUGUCGACAUUUCCCUGGAUAUCUGCAUGCUCACCAUCCGGUGAUCCCUGUCGAGAUGAUCGCCAGUGGUGGGAGUUCUACUGGGGUUGCGACUCCGAUGGCCUGUCGACUCUUCUUGGCCUGGAAGCACGCGAGAAAGUCGUUGAAGACACCAUCACCAACUCCGCAAUAGGUGUGGUGAUCAUCCUAUCGACCAUUUGUUUCGCCUCCAUGGUCUGGUGGCUGCGCCAUUGUUGUCUCCGAAUCAGUAAGCGGAAGACCUUCGAGAAAUUGGAAAGCUACAACUUCACUCGCCGAUUUCUGCCGGGUGGAGAUGGGAUCCUCCUCCGGCCCCUGGCCGACUCUGAUGACGACCUUUGGCUGGAAGCUGCGCGGCACGUGCACCACCAGGCGAAAGCACAGGCCAAGACUGGACGUGGAGCGUGGAAGGUUCGUAAGCUGGAGUCACUGCUGCGAAGCAUCGACAGCGGAGCAUACACGUUGGCACGCGCUCACCUGGGCGGCUGGUCCUUUCCGUUUUACCACCAGUAUCUGCAAUACCAGAUGCCGAAGCGGCUGGGCUCCCUGGUGGACCUGGUGAACGGUUUGGGCCUGGACCAAACAACGCUGACCAGCGUGCACCAGCUUCAGACCAGGGUCAGCCAUGCCCUGAAGAUAGCAAGGGUGCGCCAGCACGUGCAGCGGCUGCUUUCGAACCGCCACUUUGUGAAGGCCGGCUUGGAAAAGAAGUCUUGGUGGAUCCUCGAGUGCCCGGAGGCACCGCCCCUAAGGCUUAUCCACUGGUCCAAGAUUGCAGCUGCAGGGCAGCUUCCGAAGUACAACGUGGAUUCUGGAGGCGCUACCUCCGUAGACAAGCUCCUUGAUGAAGUCGAGGACCGCCUGGGUGUGUUCCGAGAUGCUGCGGAACGCCAGCUGGUGGUCUUCCUGCUGUCGCACCGCUGGUUGCGUACAUCGGGAGCCCAACGCGGCCACCCCGACUCUGUGGAGCACAUCAAGGCUCGCAAGCUCGUGACGUUUGCAAAAUGGUUCAUGCGCCUGGCGGCAGCUGCUGGUGUGCAGUGCGAGGUUGCCUUCUGGAUCGAUUACUGCUGCUGUGAGCAGGAUGAUUUCUACGGGGCCGACUUAGCCAUGGCCACGCUGCCCUUGUACAUUGCAGCAUGUACCAAGGUGCUGGUAUGGCGGACACCGGACUUUGAUCGCCGGUGCUGGACCAUGGUGGAGAGGCUGCUGUCCUACUCCUUCUGCCCGGGCGGCCUUACACCCUAUGUCAUUGACGCCUCGCUGGAAGAGCUGACGGAGGAUGCUGACCUCUUCCCGGUAGAGUUGCCCCGUCCAGUGGAAGACGAGAUUUGGGAGGUUCGUGUCGAACAGGACCGAUGGCAACCCUUCGAAGCGUCAGCGCAGGAGAUUCUGCGAACAGCGCAGCUGGCCGGGCUGCCCCACACGCAGGUCAAGAGCGGUGGGAGGCAGUACGAGAUCGAUUUCAAGCGCUUGUCACAGCGGAAUCUAGCUACAGGCACACGCCGGGAGAUCCGGCUUCGCUCAGUGGCCACAACGGUACAGGUUGGAGAGGUGCAUGAUGCGGCCCUUGAGCGCGUGGCGUAUGCAGCCAAGCUGCGUAAGUCGAAGGGCAACGUGGACGAAGUCCUGCAUGAGGCCAUCCACCGAAUGCCUAAGAAGCUUCCGAACCCUCUGGAUGCAGACAGCUGCUUGCUGACCAGGGAGAGCCACCGCCGACACAUUGCCUCGUUGGUGAGCACUGCCCUGGCAAUCCCUGCUUUCGAGGUCUUCGCCGAUCGGCAGCCAGUGGAGUGGGGCCUGACUGAAGUCAUCGAGCAUUCGUUGGUUGCUCGCCAGCCGCUGCCAAACCGUGACACGGAGCCACGGGCAGGAGGUCCCGCACGACUCCAGCUCGCCGGAGGCCAGCAGCCUGCAAAAGAGCUGGCCACCUCUGCCUGGAAGCUGGUCGUGAUGGAUCAGAGCCAGCGGCAGCAGAGGCAAGCAGAUCGCCUCUCUGACAUCGAUGUGAUUAUCUGGGUGGACUACGGUGAGAGCCCAGAAGGGCCACCACCAACACCCGAACACAUCGAUCACCUUUUUUCGGAGGUAGACCUGGCCAUUAGCCGAGGCUUGCGCGGCCAGCGGGAUGAAAUGAUCGAAGCGCUGAUCUUGGCGUUGAAGGCCGACCUGACUCUGGCCCUCGAGAGCAAUGACGAAGCCACCAUGGAAGCGGCGGUGCUGCGUGCGCGCGAGGUUGAGCUGGCGGCCAAGCGCGAGGUGGUGUCCUGUUUGGUGACCUCGCGUCUCCUGGCAGCUGCCGAGUCUGGUCGUGAGGCGGACAUGCGAAACGCCAUGCGAUUUGCCCGGGAGAAGGGUAUGGAGCACCUGAGCGUCUACCACGAGGUCCAGGCCAUCCACGGCACCCUCUAUGGCGAGGCACUCCUUGCCCGGCUAAGCGCUGCAGCUGUGGAUGCAGACCUCACAGGCCUGGCAGCUGUACAUCGCACGGCCUUGGCUCACGGCAUGACAGAGGUGGCCAGGCAGGUGAUGGAAGCGGCAGAGGCAGAACUUGGCCGCGCCGCCGGGCUUGGCGGAGACGAGGCUGUGGCUGCCACCGCCGCGCUGCAAAGUGCCGCGAAGGCAUGCGGAUGGAACGCGAUCGAAGAGCUUGCGGCAACCCAGAUGCUGCGGUUGACAAUGGAGCUUGCGCUGCAGAGGUCGCAGGUCUCCGAUGAUCUGGCCACGAUGCGAGCCGUGGAGCUACGUGCGCGCAAGGAGCAGAUGGGCGACCUGGCGGAGCGGGCUGCCAGGAUUGUCAAUGAAGCCGCCCACCGCAUGGGCGCCCGCAUGGGCCUUCCUGCAGAAUGGGACGUUGUGGAGCGCAUGGCGGGGACGGACGCUGCACUGCUGAAGAAGGAUGAGGAGACCGCCUCGGAGUUGCUGAAGAGAGUUCAGGACCUU